UCCGAUAACGAAUGAGAAUAAACACUAUUUCUUCAGGUUACGCUUCCCACUGCUUUCAAGCCUGGUAGCUCCUCCGGUAGUUCUUCUAGUCACCUAGCUUUGAAGAAGGUGAAGGUUAAAGCAGCAGAGAAGGAGAAGGCUGAGAAGGAGAAGAAGGACAGGAUGUGGAAGGAGCUUCUUGAGCAGAAGAGGAGAGAGAGGAGAGAGAGGAAGGUGGGGAAGCAGAUGGAGAAGCAGAUGGAGAAGCAGCUGGAGGAAGAACAGGUUACGCCUCCCACUGCUUUGAAGCCUGGUAGUUCCUCCGGUAGUUCUUCUGGUCACCCAGCUCCUAUAGGCAUGACAGAAAAAGAUGCUUUGGAGACCUGUAGUUCUCCUGCUCACCCAGCUCCCAGAGGCAUGACAGAAAAGGAUGCUUUGGAGACCUGUAGUUCUCCUGCACACCCAGCUCCCAGAGGCAUGACAGAAAAGGUUGGUCAAUGAUACUCUUUAUGUGAAUUAUUUUCAUGUGAAUAAACACUAUUUCUUCAGAAUGGUCCUGGUCUCAGGACUCGUCUCCUCCUUAAGCCAUCCUAUGUGUCAGGGAGAGGAAAGGUAUGUUAAUGUUAAUCUUUAUGUGAAUUAUUUUCAUGUCAAUAAACUCUAUUUCUUCAGACUAAGGCCCCAGCCAGUCGUUGGGUUCCAACCCUCCUGCAUACCCCUGACUUGACGACCCCACUGCCUCCUGCAAGAGAAACUCCUGUGAAUAAGGGAGCUUUUGC
Molecule: messenger RNA, 758 nt
Organism: Eurytemora carolleeae
Lineage: Eukaryota; Metazoa; Arthropoda; Copepoda; Calanoida; Temoridae
Exons: 4
Coding region: 163-480 (105 amino acids)
Source: RefSeq, a predicted model, not a curated record